AGGAGAUGUGAGGGGAAAGGAGGGGUGAUCCUGCGGCAAGGUACUGCGCGGCUUCAGUUCUCGGGGUAGCGCGUCGGCGGUAGGUCAGUACUACCAAAUCGCGCCACGCCACGCGUCUUUUGUGCCGCUUGUGAAGUUUAUAUCAUGAGGCAAAGUGUGAUGGUCCAGGGUCCAGUUGAGAUGGAAAAAUUAGCAGAACUAGGUCCAGUUAUAGUUGAAGGCUCAACAGAAAGGCAAACUAGGGACUAGGGCAGUUUGCUGAAAUGUAAGUGCAUUUAGGGUUUUCUUAUUGGUGUAGGGUUUUCAGCCGAACAGAGCGAGAGAUGAGAGAUUGAUAAACCUACUGGCUGUAUAAGGUUCAACUCCCUUAUACAACCAGUUUGUUAGUGUGAAUUGAGACAUUUGGC
Molecule: messenger RNA, 407 nt
Organism: Acanthoscelides obtectus
Lineage: Eukaryota; Metazoa; Arthropoda; Insecta; Coleoptera; Chrysomelidae
Source: the annotation of a GenBank genome assembly